Molecule: messenger RNA, 2108 nt
Organism: Misgurnus anguillicaudatus (oriental weatherfish)
Lineage: Eukaryota; Metazoa; Chordata; Actinopteri; Cypriniformes; Cobitidae
Source: RefSeq, a predicted model, not a curated record
UGUGUGUGUGUGUGUGUGUGUGAGAUUUCCUGCAAACAGAACUUAGACAAUCAGUCUGAAAGACAUGUCUGCUGUGAGGAAGACAACCAGAGACCUGACACCUGAUGAAGAACUUCAUGAGCAGGCUGAAAUCAUUACACACCAGCUUAAAGAGGGUCUGACUGUGAGCAGAUCCCUUAACAAAGUUCUGGAUGUGGGUUCUGGUGAUCUUCAAAAUGCUGGAUUGAAGCCCAUAACCUUUGUCAGACAGGUCAUUGCUGGAUGUUUGUAUCCCAGUCUUCUUCAUGGUGAUGAUUUUCCACCUGAUGUUCGAAUGAGAGCACAAACGCUGCUGGAUCAGUGUGAUGGAGGCAGCAUUGGUUCAUACACAGCUUCAUGUGGACUGACGUAUCUGAGAAGCACCGUGGCGAAGUUCAUUACUCUCCGAGAUGGCGGCAUCCCGUCCAGUCCAGAAAACAUCUUCAUCACCUGUGGAUCCCAAAGAGGAUUAAUGGUCAUGAUGAGAUUACUGUGUCAGUCAGAGGGUUUGACAGCGCUUCUGAUCCCAGACCCCGCCCCUCACACCCUGACUCGCAUCCUUGAGAGGGUGGGCGUGGUUCCGGUGCCCUAUCGACUACAAGAACAGAGUGGGUGGAGCCUAGAGAGGGCGGAGCUAAAACAAGUCAUCCAGACUUGCAGAAAGCACUGCUGUCCACGAGCAAUUUAUAUAAGUAACCCUGGAAACCCUACAGGCCACAUUCAGAGCAGAGAAUCUAUCCAGGACGUCAUCCGAUUCGCUGCUGAAGAAAAUCUUUUUUUGUUGGUAGACGAGGGAAGUAUUUUAUUCUGGCUACUAUUGGUUUAUCAGAACACAGUUUUUGCAGAUGGUAAAGAGUUUGUGUCGUAUAAAAGGGUUCUUGCGGAGAUGGGUGACCUUUAUUCUGACCAAAUACAACUGGCUUCUUUUCAUUCACUGUCCAAUGGCAUCAUAGCAGAGUGUGGUUUAAGGGCCGGUUACAUGGAAUUGAUCAAUGUUGAUCAAGUGUUACUGUCAUACACUGAAGUUCUUCUGACGGGGGAUAUAAACACCCCUGUUACUGGUCAAAUCGCUCUUGAUGUAAUGCUUGAUCCGCCCUGUCCUGGAGAGACCUCCUAUGAUUUAUACAGACAGGAGGUGUCGUCCAGGCUGAACACACUGAAGUUAAAUAUGUCAAGAGCUGUGAAGUUCAUUAAUGAUUUACCAGGAUUCACCUGCCCAUCAGUUCACAGUGGCAUCUUCAUAUAUCCUCACCUGAGUCUGUCUCACAUAACAGACACACACUCACAGAAAGCUACAAUAAAAGCCAAGGCUGGGUUGUGUUACUGCAGGAGACUGCUGGAGGAUCAGUGUGUGUGUGUUGGGUUCAGUGAAUGCUGGAAUAAAGAUCACACAAACACACAACAGUCCUGCUGUUACCUCAGGAUCUGUGUGAUGAUGUCAUCAGAUGAUCUGGAGGAUUUUCUCUGUCGUCUUCAAACUUUCCACCUUAAGUUUCUCCAUGAAUGCUGAAUCUUAGUAGUAAUUUACUGAUCUCCAGCAGAACAUAUCAGUAACAUAAAUUAAUUUAGAAAUAUACACUCACCUAAAGGAUUAUUAGGAACACCAUACUAAUACUGUGUUUGACCCCCUUUUGCCUUCAGAACUGCCUUAAUUCUACGUGCCAUUGAUUCAACAAGGUGCUGAAAGCAUUCUUUAGAAAUGUUGGCCCAUAUUGAUAGGAUAACAUCUUGCAGUUGAUGGAGAUUUGUGGGAUGCACAUCCAGGGCACGAAGCUCCCGUUCCACCACAUCCCAAAGAUGCUCUAUUAGGUUGAGAUCUGGUGACUGUGGGGGCCAUUUUAGUACAGUGAACUCAUUGUCAUGUUCAAGAAACCAAUUUGAAAUUAUUCCAGCUUUGUGACAUGGUGCAUUAUCCUGCUGGAAGUAGCCAUCAUAAAGGGAUGGACAUGGUCAGAAACAAUGCUCAGGUAGGCCGUGGCAUUUAAAUGAUGCCCAAUUGGCACUAAGGGGCCUAAAGUGUGCCAAGAAAUCAUCCCCCACACCAUUACACCACCACCACCAGCCUGCACAUUGAUAACAAGGCAUGAUGG